UAGAUAAACAAAACACUCGGUAUUUACUGACUCUCACAUUCGAGUCUCCUCCAUCGAUAACAGAGAGCUUUUGAUCUUUAGCUGAUUUUAGGAGGGAAAUGGACUCUUGAACUUCCAAAAUCCCCAAUUUCAGAUUACCAGAAAUUAAUUACCAAACACUUUUUACUUCUUCAUUCUUCCUUACAAUUCACCACAGGAAUCCAAAGCUUGGACACGACUAGACGAGGAGAGGAGAUUUGGAGAGGAAGAAGACAAUGUUUGCUGCAGAAAACGGACUGAAAGGAGAUCCCAGACUUAAAGGCAUAUCGGAAGCCGUUAGGGUUGUUCCUCACUUCCCUAACCCAGGAAUAGUGUUUCAAGAUAUCACGACGUUGUUUCUUGAUGACAAGGCGUCUAAAGACAUGGUCGACAUUAUUGUAUAUUUUUACAGAUAUAAGGACAUUUCUCUCGUUGCCGGUACCGUAGGAUACUAUUUCUGUCAGGAUUCGAGAUACAGCGUGCUCGAGCUCACAAAAUGAAUUGUGGGCACCCGUCUUUGUAGACUUCAUACAGUCAUACUGAAAAAGAAAACAGUUUCCAGGAAAUGUAACCUUAAUGUUGGAAGCCUGAGCUUAUAAUAAUUGUUGAUGUUUAAUGCAGUGAAUUUUUGUUUUUCCAAA
Molecule: messenger RNA, 659 nt
Organism: Carica papaya (papaya)
Lineage: Eukaryota; Viridiplantae; Streptophyta; Magnoliopsida; Brassicales; Caricaceae
Source: RefSeq, a predicted model, not a curated record